Scomber scombrus (Atlantic mackerel) is the source of this 1224-nucleotide messenger RNA. RefSeq names its product small VCP interacting protein (gene svip). Gene Ontology annotation, cellular component: endoplasmic reticulum membrane. The transcript is spliced from 4 exons. Bases 417 to 662 code for a protein of 81 amino acids. Lineage: Eukaryota; Metazoa; Chordata; Actinopteri; Scombriformes; Scombridae. The record is from RefSeq and is a predicted model, not a curated record. Gene Ontology annotation, biological process: positive regulation of autophagy; negative regulation of VCP-NPL4-UFD1 AAA ATPase complex assembly; negative regulation of retrograde protein transport, ER to cytosol.
UUACGCAGCCAGUUGAACUCUGACCAAAACAAACUCACAAGGACAAAAUAUUUAGCUUUGACGUCUGACUUUAAAAACACCUACUUCCUCCCAAAUGCCGAGGCGACUAAACAAGAGGUGUGAGGAGAAUUAAUUCAUCUUUUGUCGGCUUGCUCGCAGCAUUAACUGAACUCUAGUAGUAGUGGCUAUUAGCUAGAAAAUGCUAGCGUUACUUUAGCGAGCGACGCCACUUUAGUCACCGUGAUGCCAAAAACGCCCCGACAGCAGCAGCCGCGGGGAGUAGAAGCUGCUGCUGCUUCUAUCGCCUUAACUAUCAGCUAGUUAGACUAAUCUGAGACGCUGAUAAACUCUAUAUUUUUUCUUCUACGUUGCCUUUUUUUUUUUUUUUACUGCCCUGGAAAAAAACCCACUUCAGUAUGGGGAUGUGCUUAUCGUGCCUUGGUGGAGCAGGGGAGGACGGGGUUGUCACUCCAGAUCCAGAGACAAGGAGACGACAAUUAGCUGAGGCCGCUGAGAAAAGACAAAAAGAGACAGCAUAUAGGGGUGUCAAAAAUCCCGAAGGCGUUGAGAGGAAAAGGAAAAAACAGGAGGAGAUUGAGAAAACGGAGAUGACCACCUCUGGGUCUGGUGGCGGUGGCGGAUUGAAAUGGCAGGUGGGCUGAAAAUCCUGAAGGUAAACACCUGAAAUCGUGACUCUGAAGUGCAAACCAACGAAAGUGAAGUACAAGAUGACUUGAAAGGCGUUUGAACUGCUGUCCAUUUAUUAAAUUGAUGUUUUUUUUGCCUAUUUUAUGAUGUUUUGAGACAAACGCCUGCAUUAUGCAAAACAAUUUAACAUGGUUACGGACAGAAUAGCAGGACCUGCCCGCUUGUUGCCAAGUUCUACAAGCCAGUCGGACGAGUCAGGGAUGACACACGAGGAUGAUAAAAAGUUCAGUAGUGUCUCUGAUGACGUUUUUUGAUAUUAAGACACAUUUCAUCACUACGCUGUUGUCGCUUUUUCAUAUUCAAGGAUCCAUAUUCACUGUAUAUCCGUUAAUGGUCACAUAACUUUUUGUGCGACUUUUUCCAGAAACCUUUUAUUCAAAUGAGACAUUUCAAAUAUAACACAGUUUAUGUUUACAAAGACGUUUGAGUGUGCUUAGAAUUAGUUUAAAAAUCACCCAGUUAGCAUCAUUUCACCUUGUUUGUGGCUCUAAUUUCUUUUUUUGCAACGCAGAGACU